CACCAAGCUAAAAUGAUAGCGCUGCAGCCAUGUGGACUAAUAUACCCUUCGUUGCUUUUACUAACCGUGCAAAUAGAUAUCUUUAAGAAUAGCUUUUGCUCGAUUUUUGGUAUAUACUGAAUGAUAAAAAGAUUUUUAGUUAUGGCGAGCAAGUCCUCUCCAUACUUUUUACCAAAAAGGAAGUGUAUAAUUUCAGCCAUAGAAUCAAAUUUGUCACAGCAGAAGACGCGAAGAAAAAAAAUUAAAAUUGAAUAUGAAGAUCAAAUUCAUGAAAACUCUGGAAAACAAAAAGAUUUAUGCGAUACCUGGCAACCACAAAAUUGGGAAGUUUUACUUAACAAUAUUAAGCAAAUGAGGAUUGAUAGAACUGCUACAGUGGACUCAAAAGGUUGUGAAAGAACAGCUGAUAGUUGGGAGCUACCAAGUGUCAUUAGAUAUCAGACACUCGUAUCUCUAAUGCUGUCCAGUCAAACCAAAGAUGAAAUGACAUUUGCUGCAAUGACUAGACUAAAGAAACAUGGACUAAAUAUUUCAAAUGUUAUUGAUACAAGUGAAGAAAUGAUUGGUAAACUGAUAAAACCAGUUGGCUUUUGGAAACGGAAGGCAAAGUACAUUAAACAAGCAUCCCAAAUAUGUCAUGAUGACUUUAAUAGUGAUAUUCCUGACACUGUUAAAGGUCUAAUAUCCUUACCUGGUGUUGGACCCAAGAUGGCAUAUAUUUGUAUGACUGCUGCAUGGGGAGUUGUGGCAGGUAUUGGUGUAGACACACAUGUUCACCGAAUUGCAAAUCGAUUGCACUGGGUUAAGAAACCGACAAAAAAUCCUGAGAACACAAGAAAAGAACUUGAAACAUGGUUACCAAGGUCAGAGUGGAAGGAUAUAAAUAUUUUGCUGGUGGGUUUUGGACAAGAGACAUGCUUGCCUGUUGGUCCCAAAUGUAACACCUGUUUGAACAAAGAUAUAUGCCCUUCAGCAAAGGCAUAACUUUUAUAAAUGUUUUAUUUUUACAUAUUAAUGUACAUAUUUUCUAGUUUUGUUAUCUGCUUGUGUUCACAUAUGCUUUUUAGCGA
This is a messenger RNA of Hydractinia symbiolongicarpus, 1070 nucleotides long. RefSeq names its product endonuclease III-like protein 1. The transcript is spliced from 4 exons. The coding region runs from base 121 to 984 and encodes 287 amino acids. NCBI's taxonomy places the organism in Eukaryota, Metazoa, Cnidaria, Hydrozoa, Anthoathecata, Hydractiniidae. Gene Ontology annotation, molecular function: DNA-(apurinic or apyrimidinic site) endonuclease activity; 4 iron, 4 sulfur cluster binding; DNA binding. Gene Ontology annotation, cellular component: nucleus. The record is from RefSeq and is a predicted model, not a curated record. Gene Ontology annotation, biological process: nucleotide-excision repair; base-excision repair, AP site formation; base-excision repair.